AGGGAGUUACUUUUUAUUGGUUGUUCUAUUCCGGUUUGGUUACCCAGACCACCUCAAGUUUGAGUAAUAGAAUGACCUUUUGACGUCAAAAAAAAAAAAAAAAAAUUGUUCUGCAAAGGAUGGGAGGGCCACUUUAAGUACAAGACAAUAAGGUUUGGAAUAGCCCAACGUGAUUAAGAGUAAUUUCUUCCAAUCAUUUCAUCGUGUUAUUGAAUUAUUGUGCCUAAUCAAGUUAAUAAAGAAAAUGACUAGGUCUUUUAUAUACUUAGCUUGAUGGUAGCAUUUAUUUUAUACUUUUUUUUUUGGUAAAACAUCUAUACUUACUAAUACAUUUCUUACCAAGAGUAACCAUUUAAUAUUCUGGAGUAAAUAAAAUAUAUAUAUGAAACGCAUGACCGUUCAUAGUUUAAAUGACUAGGUCCAUAACGGAGCCGAUAAUUGUGGCCACGGGGUACUCCGUGGGUAGGUACACUGACGGUCAAAGGUGACAACUCUUGUGCUGGCUUGGACACCCUAGCCUCAAGAAGUCCCAGAGGCUGAAUAUGUGGCCUACAGGUGUUCACUGGAAGAGGAUCUCCGAUUGCUCUGCUUUUCACAUGCGAUCCAUUCUCCUUCUCUGUAGCCAUCUAGUUUGUUUUUAAUUUACUGUUGCUUGCCUGUAACCUAGUGAUUUCUGUUUUCUGGUGUACCAGAAUUUUGUACACUGUCGAUGCCCUUUCGAGGUUUGAUAAGCCUUAAUCAAAUAUCCAUAUUAGUAUAGGUGUUCAGGAACAAUGUAAUUUAGUUUCGCGUAGUAGAUAAAUCGAACUUGAUACGUAUUGGCGUUGCAAGUUUGUCUCCUUUUCAUUCGACCACAAGGUCCUCAACAAAAAAAAGUCCUAGUCAUUUUCAUUAUCAAAACUAUACUAAAAGCACAAUAUAAAGCCCUAUGAAGCCCUCCACGUCGGAUAGAAUAAACGACCAAUAGUAAUGCAGCAAACAGCCACGUCACCGUCGAGUUAACUUUGUUUUGACUUUUGGUUUGGGCUUCGAUGUUUCUGGCCUGUAUGGUAUGAAUGUUUUUGAGCCCACGUUCUGGAGAUGAAAGACCAACGUAUUACGCAACAUGUUCUUUUUGUCUUUGUCGUAACCCUAAUUUUGUUCUUCACCCUCCUUUCGUCUUCCUGAUCUUCCAUCUCUCUCUUCUCUAAAUCCGUUUUCUUGAGUAACUUCACCACUAAAUCCUGUAAUUAAACCUUGGUUUAACACAUUCAAUGGAUUCUCUUCACCUUCCUCUUUAUUUUCCUAUUUAUAGAUCUGAUUUCUUGGCUUAUUACUCUAUCAAAGUUCAUAAGAUUCUCUCAGACAGUCAUCGCGAUGGAAAACACUGGCAAAUCUCCGAUCUCCACUGACCGCAAGACCAACGAGAAGAACGUCGACUCCUCUCCGUCUGCAAAACCAAACGGGAAGUCCAUUGCUUCCUCUGUGACCAUCGACUCUUCUGCGUCUGUGAAGCCAAACGAGAAGUCCACCGCUUCUUCCGCGAUUGCGAAGAAACUUAACAAGAAGGCUGCCAUUUCAUCUGCCAAUCCGAUGUACCCAACCGCUGUUACCGCUCUCUCCUCCGCGCAUGGCGACCAAGUGAUGUUGUUCAGAGAUAUUUCUCACGGCCCGCGCGAAGCCGAGUUGAUGUUUCGUUUGAUUCACUUCUGGGAGGCUCGCAAUCCAAAUACAAAAACCUUAAUUGGACAAGAGAUGCUCCUUAUCGACGAAGAGGGUACUGUUAUUCAAGGUUUUGUUCCAGCCAGCCGUGUCGGAACAUUUGAUCUGAUAGCUGGUUCUGUGUUUAAACUGAUCAACUUCUUCGGAUCCAGAAGCAAAGAUCAGUAUCGGGUUGCUGAUCAUGUCGCCACCGUCUCAUUCACUUGGAAUUCUUCUUUGUCCGUGCUUGAGAACCCUCCGGUUCUAAUUCCAGAAGAUAGGUUCAGGUUCCACAGCUACGAGGAGUUUAAGGCCAACUGUGACUCCAAGGGUGAUCUUUAUGAUUACCUUGGUCACGUGAAGCUGGUGAAUGGGCAGACUAUCGCGGACCAUAUGGUGCUUGACGAAGAUGCCAUAGCAGAGAAGCGGCAUCUAUGUGUUCAUGUUCAGACACAUGAUGGACCGGUGAUGAAGCUUUAUCUGUGGGACAAGGUUGCAGCCGACUUCUGCCAGAAAUUCAAGUCGUAUGGAAGCAUCCCAAGCGUUCUUUUGGUCACCACUGUGAACCCUAAACAUCUUGGAGGAACCCUUGCUAUCACUUCUAUGCCAUCAUCACGUGUGUUUAUGGAUUCCGAUGUUCAGCCUACCAAGGAUUAUCUUGAAUGGUUGAGUUCCAACUUUGAUAUUGCUAAUAGGAUUUCUGCUGAGGUUGUUACUAAGCCUGAGACAGUGACUCUUGAUGAGCUAUUCACUUACAUCAAGCAGGAAGCUUCUAAGGUUGCUUGGUUUGAGUGCAUAGCAACUAUAGAUGAUGUUGUCCAGGGUUCUGCUUGGUAUUACAUUUCCUGCGAUGGAUGUAAUAGCAAGGCUGUCAAAGGGCCUACUUCUAUGAUUUGCAACAAUAAGAAGUGUGGGAAGAGAGAAGUCACAGGAGUGCCACAGUACCUCACGAGGCUUUCUGUGUAUGAUAAGAAAGAGCAAGCAGUGUUUGUCAUUCUUGGUGAUGCUGGCAAGGAGUUAACUGGGAAACAUGCAGCGGAAUUAGUUGCUAAGUACUUUGAGGCUAACGAUGGAGUAGGAGCUGAACACUGCGUCCCGGUUCCACAGGCUUUGCUUGAUACAAUAGGGCAGACGCGCAAGUUUAUUGUUAAAGUUUCAGAUCAUAAUCUGAAAGGCAAGAUUCAGUCCAUAACUGUCACCAAGAUUCUCCCACUAGAAGCUCCACUUCCAUCAGUUGUAGGUGAGGAAUCUGGUUCUUCCGGAGGCUUAGGAGAUACUGCAGGUGAUAGGGCUAGGAAAGCCGCUGAGACCCUUGAGUCAGAUGCAGCAAAGCGUUCAAAGAGUGGCUAAUAUGGUUUCAGCUUAUUUUCUUACGCAGUUAUUGUUUUAGCUGCAGUUCAGGUCGUGUUUUUUUAAGUUUCCCUAAUGCCUUUGUGUUCUUUUCAUUACAAACUUCAGGCUUUUGACCUUUUCUGUUUAAGUUUUUUAAAUACAAUUUCCAUUAUAUGGUUUUAUCUUAUCCUUAUGAGCAUUUUACUUAUUGCAUUAUGAUCUUUCCAUAGGUAGCGUUAUAAUCUUUCGAAAGAAAUCGCUUUGGUUUGAAUAUAGUAAUGAUCUGAAAGAAAUCGCUCUGGUCAUUUAAUUUGUGAACUUUGGUCCGGGAGCAUUAAAUUUAAAUUUAUACGAAAUUAUUACACAAUCCCGAAUUUACAUCAAUCUUAGUGUGAAAAGGAAAGUUAAUAUUCUUCACAAAUGUUUCUUUUAAAAUAAGUAAUGUCCCAAAAACCUAGCUUCUUGCCGAAUCCAACAGACGCUCUCUACCAUCUUCUCACGACCAUCCUCCAGAGACUCCGUAUACGUAUACUGAUAUACCUAAUCUAUAGUGAGUUGGUUAUAGAAUCGCUGCACAAGUCAGGAAUGUAUAACACACCCUCCGAUGAACCCAUAGCACUUGAAGGUAAACAAUUCAUCUACUCUUCUUUCUCUGAAAAGUCCAAUCAAAAUGAAACCAUGGUUAGAUUACGUAUAAUACAAAACAGAGAGAGAGUAUAUGAAUAGUUAAAUCUAAAAAAAAAAUAUAUGUGAAUAAUACUAAGAAUGAGUAUUGAAUAUGCUAUGUCGCUCUUGAAAACUGUAAAUUGUAAACAUCAAAGUAACUUUAUUAUUCGUUACUUUUAAGCUAGCCUCUACUCCUAAGUUUUUAUAAUUGUUUGAAUCAUUUUGUGGUGUUAUUAUCAUGGUUGCAAAACGUUAAACAAACCCUUUAUUUAUUAAUAUUGGCUGGACAAUUACAUAAAGAAGAAUUAUAGACUAAAUAUAAAAAAAAUACUGAGAAAGACUGCAAACCUAAGUUCAAAAAAAAAAAAA
Molecule: messenger RNA, 4047 nt
Organism: Brassica rapa (field mustard)
Lineage: Eukaryota; Viridiplantae; Streptophyta; Magnoliopsida; Brassicales; Brassicaceae
Biological process (GO): double-strand break repair via homologous recombination; meiotic cell cycle; nucleotide-excision repair
Cellular component (GO): DNA replication factor A complex
Molecular function (GO): single-stranded telomeric DNA binding; damaged DNA binding
Source: RefSeq, a predicted model, not a curated record